Pleuronectes platessa (European plaice) is the source of this 2910-nucleotide messenger RNA. RefSeq names its product inter-alpha-trypsin inhibitor heavy chain H3. The record is from RefSeq and is a predicted model, not a curated record. The transcript is spliced from 23 exons. NCBI's taxonomy places the organism in Eukaryota, Metazoa, Chordata, Actinopteri, Pleuronectiformes, Pleuronectidae. Bases 89 to 2824 code for a protein of 911 amino acids.
CCCUAAAAAAAAAAAAAAAAUCUAUUCCUGUUUGGGUUUAAAAGACGUUUCCAGCUUUCUGGUUAGCAAUCUGGUGGGAGAGGUUAUCAUGGAGAACGCUGUGUUUAAAGUCUCCUCUGUGCUGCUGCUGCUGGCUUUGGUUACCACUCUGCCAACCAAGGAGGACUGGGACAUCUACAGCUUUCACAUCAACUCCACAGUGACCAGUCGUUAUGCCACCACUGUCAUUACAAGCCGUGUGGCCAAUCGCAUGGACGAGUCCAAGGAAAUAGAGUUCCACGUCCGGAUUCCCAAGAAUGCCUUCAUCAGUAAAUUCAGAAUGUUUAUUGAUGGGCAGCUGUACGAUGGUGCUGUGAAAGCAAAGGAGCAAGCUCAGCAAGAGUACACUCAGGCUGUGUCCAGUGGCCAGAGCGCUGGGAUGGUCAGUUCUGUUGGGAGGACCCUAGAGGAAUUUAAGACUUCUGUGAAUGUGGCUCCUCACAAAAAGGUGACCUUUGAACUCACAUACGAGGAGCUGCUGAAACGCCGGAUCGGCAAGUACGAGCUGCAAAUCCACGCUCGCCCCAUGCAGCCUGUCAAAGACUUCAAGGUGGAUGUGUAUAUUCACGAGAAAGCCGGCAUCAGUUUCAUUAAAGUUCAAGGAGGACUGAGCACCAAGGACCUGGCUAAUGCCAUCACCAAAACACAUGCAGAUAAAGAGGCGUGGGUGCAUUUCUACCCCACCGAGGACCAACAGAAAACAUGUGACAGCUGUGGAGAGCAGGGUAUGAAUGGAGAUCUGGUUGUUGUGUAUGAUGUGAACAGAAACGCCUCGUUUGGAGACAUUAAGCAAAGUUCGGAUGGGUACUUUGUUCAUCACUUCGCUCCAUCUAAUCUUGCCCGAAUAUCCAAGAACGUCGUUUUCAUCAUUGAUCAAAGUGGUUCCAUGCAUGGCAGAAAAAUUCAACAGACGAGAACAGCAUUACUCCAAAUCUUGAGUGAACUGGCAGAAGACGACUACUUUGGUCUCAUCACCUUUGACAGCGAAAUCUUUCACUGGAAACGAGAACUUGUUCAGGCCAGCCAGGAAAACCUGGGUAGUGCCAAGGAAUUUGUAAAGAGUAUAAACGAUAGAGGAGCCACGGACAUUAACCUGGCAGUGUUGGAAGGAUCCCGUAUGCUGAAUGCACAUCCCAGAGAAGGUUCCGCAUCGAUUCUGAUACUUCUCACUGACGGAGACCCAACUUCAGGUGUGACAAAUCUGGGAAGAAUAAAGUCAAAUGUAAAGGAGGCCAUUGCAGGCAAAUUCCCACUCUACUGUCUUGGUUUUGGUUAUGAUGUCGACUUUGAGUUCCUGAAGACGAUGUCGCUGCAGAACGAUGGAGUGGCGCGGCGUAUCUAUGACGACUCUGAUGCUGAUAUACAGCUGAGGGGUUUCUAUGUAGAGGUGGCCACUCCUCUGCUGACAGAUGUGACAAUGAUAUAUUUGGGUGGAACCAAUUUGACCCAGACAAACUUCAGCCAGUAUUAUGAUGGCUCUGAGAUCGUGGUGGCCGGUCAGAUCACUGACAACAACGUUGAAACCUUUAUUCCACAAGUUGUGGCCAUCUCUCGGAAUAGCAAGGUGACAUUUUCGGAAACAAACAGGACUGAAAUAGUGCCUGACGACCACAUCCAGAGGGUUUGGGCCUACCUCACAGUCAAACAGCUUCUGGAGAAAGAGCUGCAGUUGUCUGGACCGGAGAAGGACAAGGUGAAGGAGGAGGCCUUGGAGCUGUCGCUGAAGUACAGCUUUGUGACCCCACUUACAUCCAUGGUGGUGACCAAGCCUCAAGGAGAGAGCACAGAUGUGCUCCAUAAACCAAAGGAAGGAGGUACAGACAGAGUUGAGCAGAGUUCUGGAAGAGUUUCUGCAGGAAGUUUUGGAGGAGGAGGUUAUGGAAGAGGUGGUUCUCAUAGCUUCAGGAAGACGAGUAGUAUCACAAGGGGUCAACGUCCAAUGCUCCAUCUUCCUAUGCGCCCUGGAGCAGCUGGUCAUAUCAACCAACAUGGUCAGCGAAGGCUUUACGAUGCUUUGGUGGUGAUGCAAUCAGUUCCUGCCGCAGCACACCCUCCUACUGCUUUGCACCCUGGAGCAGAUAUCGAUUACGAUAUGGUAGAGUACUCGUCUCCAGACCUAAUUCUUCCCUCAUUUGUGCCAUCUACUGCUACUCCUACUACUACUGCUACUGCUCCUCCUUCUCACAGGUUUUUGAUGAAAGCUGAAAAUCAGUCUAUUCCACUGUGCUUUGACGUCACUGGAAAUGUACGGCUUAAACUACUUCACAGUCCCAGCAGGGAGCUGUUUGUGAACGGUGAGCUGGACUCAGUUGCAGAUGGGGGCUUCACAAAGAUCGUCAUCCACGUCAAACCUGACCUGUACAUUGACAUUGACGUCAAUGAAAUCAUUGUACGAGAUGGACAGACACUGACACACCACACUGGAGAGGAGCAAAUCACAGCUGGAAGUGUGACGGUGAUUAAACGGAACAAGGAAGUCGAUGUCGCUACUGGGGACAUACGAAUUGUCAUCUUACUUCAUGAGAGGCAUGGUGAAAAAUUCCUCUGGCCGGUUCUAAGGCGGCAUCCAUCUGACAACAAGGCUGAAGGAAUUUUAGCUCUAAAACCUGCAGUUUAUGAGGAGGUGCAAACUCCCCCUUUCAGGCUUCAGAUCAAUGGGCAGGAGGUGGAUGUGGGCAGAUCCGAUGCUGUUGACUACAGUAUUGCCCGUGCCCCUAAACGGGGUUGCUGGCUUGUCUCUGCCGAUGCUGCCCUCCAGAGACCCCUGCAUGACUUCAUUGUCUAACAGCUUUAAGUGAAAGCGACGCUGUAUCUCUUGAGAAGAUCAUCCACCUGUGAUUAUCAACAUAAAUGAAUAAAUAGUGUCCCAGA